GCUGAGAGCAGUCGUGAAGAAAAACACUCAGCAGGUGGCGCUAAUCCACGUUGACGUUGGGUGCCUCCCGCUAAUAAACCUUACGAAGAAGAAGAACGAGUGUUACGGGACGCUGUGAUUGGUCUGUUGGAGCUAUCGUCACUCAUGCAGAGUUCUGAUUGGCCACUGCAGUAGAACCGGCCCUCAGCGGACGCAUGGGAAAUCCUGUUUGAAAAAAGUGAGGAAAAAAAACGAACGACAUUGAAACCGAUUUAGCAGUGAGCUGAGAUGGACGUGGAGAUGGUGGAGUUCGUGGUUCCUGUGGAGAACAAUAAGACUCUGUUUGUCUGGAACCUUCAGUCACUUCUCACCGAGGCUCAGAUCUACGACAGAUUGUUCGGUGUCUUCUCGUCUUUCGGUCCUCUCUACCUGUUGAAGGUGCGUCCUAACGCUCCCCUCCAACCCUCCGGCUUCUCUGCCAUCGUCAAGUUUUUCUCGGCUUCUCAUUCGUCGAAGGCUCAACGACAGACUGAUGGACGCUUGCUGUUCCAGGACGUCCCACUCAAGGUGAGGUUGAGCUCCAAACACACCCCUCACUUCCUGUCUGACAGCAGCAGACCUUUGAGUCACGCCCGCUGCCUGGAACUGGCCAAUCACUGCCUGGGAUUCAAUGGCUGGACCUAUAACAUCAUCACAUUGAAGGAGCUGAGCGAUGAAGCUGAGGAGGGUGGAGGAGGUGCUGAGGAGGGUGGAGGAGGUGCUGAGGAGGGUGGAGUCAGGAGGCUGAGGUUCGGCUGCCUGCUGCAGCUCAACUUCCCCCGUCACGGACAGACGACCAGAGGAGCAGCCGUGGUCAACGACAGCUUCACCUGCACAGGCCCAGAGGUUUUGCUACACAAACGUUGUAAACUCCAGAAGUUGGUCAGAGACAAAGCUCUGGUUCAGGCCUUCAACACAGUCCUGCUCAUUCUCCUGGAAAAUGGUAAAGUGAUGGUGGAGGUGAAACAGACGUCAGAUCAGAUUUUACCUGAGAACAUCGAAGGAGUCGUUCAUGUGAAUGAGUUUGAUCUCGAUGAAGAUGAGGGUGAAGAUGAAGAAUGGGAUCUGACUGUAUCUUAGACUCCCAGAGGAUUCUGGGUAGUGGUGCAUUAUGGGAAACAUUACAGCAUCACAUAAAGAUUUAAUUAAUUCAAUAAAUCAAUGUCGUCACUGUAAAUUUUAAAAACACGAGAUAGUGAAAUGUUGACUACGGAUAACACGCAAACAUGUAAACCAGGUCCUGCUGCCCCCUGUGGGUAUAAAAGGAACAUACACUUUAAAUUAGUGUAUUAUCUUUGAGAAUCGCUCGUUUAACGCAGCUACAAAAUUAAGCUAUUUCAACAACAGUGUGAUACCCUGACUGACCACGGACUGGCUGGGGGCGCUGUUUCACAACUCUGGAUUAUUUCACUCAAUUUACAUGAAACUGAUUAAAUGUUCGCAGACAGAUACACACAGAGAUACACACACAGAGACACACAGAUACACACAGAGAUACACAAACAGAUACACACAGAUACACACACAGCGACACACAAACACGAGUAAAGACGUGAACUGUGAAACUCAGCAACAAAUUACCAUUAAACCUCCGAACGAGACAUUUCACUGUAAAUCUGAAUGAACUCAUCAAUGUUUAUUAUUGACAAAGUGAUCGAUCAGAAGCAGGUUGAGACUAAACCAGUCAGUAAGGAAACCAGCCAGUAAGGAAACCAGUCAGUAAGGAAACCAGUCAGUAAGGAAACCAGCCAGUAAGGAAACCAGGCAGUAAGGAAACCAGUCAGUAAGGAAAGCAGUCAGUAAGGAA
This is a messenger RNA of Limanda limanda (common dab), 1825 nucleotides long. It is a transcript of the gene rdm1, whose product is annotated as RAD52 motif containing 1. NCBI's taxonomy places the organism in Eukaryota, Metazoa, Chordata, Actinopteri, Pleuronectiformes, Pleuronectidae. The record is from RefSeq and is a predicted model, not a curated record. Gene Ontology annotation, molecular function: RNA binding. The transcript is spliced from 8 exons. Bases 268 to 1098 code for a protein of 276 amino acids. Gene Ontology annotation, cellular component: nucleolus.